AUGUCAAGUCAAAGACAAGCAUCCUCCGCCUCUCAAGUGCCCCACCUCUCACCCGCCGAACUCUCCUACCUUUACACCUCCCUCAGCCUCCCCAAGAACCCAAUCCGACCAGACGGUCGCUCACCUACACAAUUCCGUCCUCUGUCUGCCGAGACGACCAUCCUGCCCGGCGCGAACGGUAGCGCGCGCAUCGGAUUCGCAGACGGCACACAAGCGAUCGUCGGCGUGAAAGCAGAAGUCGAGAAGACCGUUAUUGCAGCCGACACGCUCGACUCGCGCAGUCUGGCGCAGCAUGGCGACGCACUGAACCGCGAGGGCGAGGAGGGCUCGGCCGCUGUCUCGGGACAGGGAGAGUGGGUGCAGAUGUCGAUUGAGAUCCCCGGGUUUAGGGACGAUGAUGCCCUGCCUGUGUUUUUGAGUGAGAUGAUGCGGGAGAGUCUAGUUGGUUCUGUUUCUGGUGGGAGCGGGGAUGCGAAGGAGAUGGCCGGUGGGUUGAAGGCGAGACUUGUUAUUAACAAGCGGUGGCAUUGGCGCUUGUAUAUUGAUGUUCUGCUUCUCUCUCAACCUCUCGCAUACCCUCUCCCCCUCCUCUCGCUCACAACCCACCUCGCCCUCCUCAGCACUAAGCUACCGAAACUCAAGUCCACGGGUGAAGAAGACCCUUUCUUCGACGAUGACUGGGCCGCCGCGGAGUAUCUCUACCCGCGCUCCAAUACUUCAAAAUCUCCUCUCUCCGCCGCACCAUCAUACCCUGUCCGCCCACCUGUAACGCUGCUAGUGAUUUCCGUCGGUGAAAACGUCAUCUUCGAUCCUAACCGCGAAGAAAUCGCCGUCGCAGACGCUGUCCUGGCUAUCUCUGUUACGCGCAGCAGUGACUCCGAGACUCUGAAACUGCUAUCGAUCCGCUCGAUCGAUCCCCCUCCCGCCUCACUCAGCCGGGAGUCUGGUGGUCAGGAGGAGGUUGAGGGUGUCUGGCGUCCGCGAAGGGGUGGUGUCAAGCGCAAUGUUAUUGCACGUAUGAUUAAGAAUGUCCUCGGUAAGGGCGGUGUUGGGGAGGAGGUUCUUGAGGGACUUGAGGGGGUUGUGGUGCAAUGA
Molecule: messenger RNA, 1095 nt
Organism: Penicillium psychrosexuale
Lineage: Eukaryota; Fungi; Ascomycota; Eurotiomycetes; Eurotiales; Aspergillaceae
Product: exosome non-catalytic core subunit RRP42
Exons: 3
Coding region: 1-1095 (364 amino acids)
Biological process (GO): TRAMP-dependent tRNA surveillance pathway; nuclear polyadenylation-dependent rRNA catabolic process; U4 snRNA 3'-end processing
Cellular component (GO): cytoplasmic exosome (RNase complex); nuclear exosome (RNase complex)
Source: RefSeq, a predicted model, not a curated record